CAUGCUAUUUAGAAUCUGAACCCAUCACUCUACCAUGUAGAUCACAUAAGCAAAAAUAAGAAAUGAACUAAUUUGACAAAUUAUGGUAACCUUUGUACGUUUUUAUAAAAAUCAUCAGCAUCUUAGUAUCAUCUUUAUAUGCAAACGGGUCUAACUUUUAGGGCAUUUAAGGUCAUAGUACUGACUAGUAAAAAUGAUGAUCACUUUUUAUUUCCAUUUUUACAUGAACUUUGCCGGAAGUGAAACAAACAAUAAAUCUGCUCUAUAUGGCGACCAGCAAGAGUAAGAUGAGUCUCAGAGAAGAUCUGACAUGUGCCAUCUGCUUUGAGCUCUUCAAAGACCCUGUGAUGCUGGGCUGCAUGCAUCACUUCUGCAGGAGAUGCAUCGCGUCAUACUGGAAGACGGUCAGGGGUCCUGUGUCCUGUCCUCAGUGCAGACAGGAGUUUCCCAAUAAAUGCUUCCAGACCAACUACUUAGUAGCUGGACUUGUUGAGAAGGUCAGGGCCAGCUCCACAUCUGCAUCUGUCAAGUAUCUGGAGAAGCAAAUAAAAGACAGUCUAGAUUCGCAAGUCUCCAUUAAAGAGGCCUAUGUCACUAUGAUCCGGGAAGACAAAGACAAGAUGGAGAAAAUAAAAAAAAUUGGGGCUGAGGUGCAGGGGCGAGUGCACAGCGACUUCCAGGCUCUGCAUCACUUCCUGCGGGUGGAGGAGGAAGCCAUGUUGGAGCAGUUGAAGAGGGAGCAGAAGGAAAUGCUGCAGAGGGUGGAGCGACAUCUGGAGGCCCUACAGGUGGCCAUCAGAGACGUGGAGCAGAACAUCAACAUGCUACAACAGACUGCCAGCAGCACAGACCAACCUGUACUUGUAGAGCUUCCAGAAUUGAAUUCAAAAUCUCCUCUGCAAGAGCUGAAUAUCAACCUGAAUACUCUCAGAAGCAAACACAUUGCUCCUCUUCAAUACACUAUAUGGCGAAAAAUGUUUCAACAUCUGAAUCCAGGCCCAGCACCACUGAUAUUUGAUGAGGACACUGCUCAUCCCAGUCUACAGCUUUCCAGGAACAAAACCCAAGUCAUUGAGAGUGACAAAAUGACCAGUUACAUGUGUGAUGCCAAACGCUUUCUUCAGUGUGUCAACAUUCUUGCAACAGAAGGCUUCCAGUCAGGCAGGCAUUACUGGGAGGUGGAUGUAAGUAACAAUCCUAGAUGGGACCUGGGUGUUGCUCUGGAAUCAGUGAAUCGUCAGGUCCGAGUCAAACUGUGCCCUGAGAAUGGAUACUGGACCCUCCGGCUGCGCAAUGGCAGCCAGUACUCGGCCGGCACGCAGCCCUGGACGCCCCUGACUGUGAUGACCCCACCUAGCAGCAUUGGGGUUUUCCUGGAUUUUGAGGAAAGGAAAGUGUCUUUUUAUAAUGCAGAUAAAAUGGUGCUGCUGUGUUCCUUCUCCAAUGGCCCAACAGGAAAAGUGUUCCCCUUUUUCAGCACAUGCCUCAGAGAACGCGGUCAGAAAGCCCAAGCCAUCCGCAUCCUCCACUUCCCCUUUGAAUGUCCAUCAGAGAUGUAAAACCAAGCCUGUUGAGACUCUAGGAACUUAAACUAUGUUCUUGAGUGUUCAAGCUGUAAACAGCCCAUGAUUUUCAGAGGUUUUCCAUAAUUAACAUUUGUCAUCACUUUUGAUGUGUUAGAGCUGUGCAGCUCGCAUGACGCUAAUCAAUCAUGAGGUGAAUUUAUUUUGUUUAUUUUUCAUCUAAAACAGAACAGAGACCACAAAAUGUUUAAUAGAUUUUUAUACCAGAUGUGUGAUGAUCACAGAGAUCUUUUUAUUUUACAAAGGAUAAUCAAUAUUAAUUCAUGUCAGCAAGACAGUGCCAUGUUACGCUCCGCUAAACUUUAGUUUUUUUUAUGUGAUUCUGAAAAAAUUACAACAGCAUUCUUUGAUAUUUAUAUUGCACACUAUUCUUAUCUUCAUUGCCUUCAUAGAUAUGUAAAGUAAUUGUAGAUAUUACUUGGAAAUUA
Molecule: messenger RNA, 2011 nt
Organism: Carassius carassius (crucian carp)
Lineage: Eukaryota; Metazoa; Chordata; Actinopteri; Cypriniformes; Cyprinidae
Product: zinc-binding protein A33-like
Exons: 6
Coding region: 267-1559 (430 amino acids)
Molecular function (GO): protein binding; metal ion binding
Source: RefSeq, a predicted model, not a curated record